AUGUUGUUUCUCUCACUCGAUGCUGCGCUAGUUUCUAUUGCAGAAAAUGAGGAUGCAAGGAUAACUAGGGAAUUUUCUGAGCUUCUAGAUGCAAGUGAAGCGUAUGAAAACAUGACUGCUAGAGAAUUUGUUGGCAAUAAAUCUCAAGAGAUGCAUGUAGUGCCAACCGUACAAGAAAGGUUUAUGGGAAUGAAAGCUGCUGUAAUCACUAAUAACUCUAGUUUGAGUUCUGUAGGAAGUAGAAUUGGAUUGAACGUGUUGCAUUGGAAUAAGUUAAAUUUGUCUCUUCUAGCCUCUGAAUUGCUGAAAUUGCUUGGCUUUCAAGAAGGAAAGGCUUUAGAGACCAACCAGUUUGAUCUAAUCUUUGUUCAUAUUGGAGCUGGUGAAAAAAUAAAUGAUCUCAAAGACAUAGAAUUUGUGAACCAUUUAGUUGGUGAGCUGAUGCAAAUGGCACAGCUGGGAACUGAUAUUGGUUCUCGAUUGCACAUGUCUGUAAUAGUGAGCUACGGGGCUACCCUGGUGGAUGACAAUUCAGUCUUUUCCAUUUCUGAUGCUAAACCCAAGAGUAACAAUGAACUUUCAUUGCUUUUUCCCUGUCAAAGUUACACAAUGAAAGCAGGGAAGCCUCACAAGAACGUUAGGCACUACUCUCCAAUGCUAGUUGCACAAUGGCAGAAUGCUGUUACACGCAAGGAUAUGGUGGAGGAAUUUUCUUUUAGAGAUUUUACUGAGAAUGGUGGAAAUCUUGUUAUACCAGCUGAUAGAUUUAUCCACGAAGUAGCUUUUAAGCUCUGGAAGGCCCCGAAGUAUGGAGCAUGA
Fraxinus pennsylvanica is the source of this 819-nucleotide messenger RNA. NCBI's taxonomy places the organism in Eukaryota, Viridiplantae, Streptophyta, Magnoliopsida, Lamiales, Oleaceae. The record is from the annotation of a GenBank genome assembly.